Messenger RNA from Capsaspora owczarzaki ATCC 30864, 2050 nucleotides. RefSeq names its product ST7 protein. Lineage: Eukaryota; Filasterea; Ministeriida; Capsasporidae. The transcript has 11 exons. The record is from RefSeq and is a predicted model, not a curated record. Gene Ontology annotation, molecular function: protein binding. The coding region runs from base 168 to 1994 and encodes 608 amino acids.
UUCGCACUCUCUUCCACAGUUCCCCGCGCGCGAUUUGCGUGGUCUCUCUUUUCUCUCACUUUUCACCUUUUUUUCCGUAUUUAUAGUAUUACUUGUGUUGUUUGUGUCUAUCGUUGUGUGCGUGCUUCUGUGUGUGAGUGUGUGUGUGCUGGUUACGUCGCUGCGAAAUGGGACGCGUUCCGUUGCUCGUCACUGUGCUGCUGGCCAUGCUGGCAGCCGCCAUGCUCGUCAUCACGGUGCAACUCGUCCCAUCCACAACCGCGCUCGAGCACCUGCAACCAACGCUCCAGAUGGCUCAGAACAGCGCUCAUCAGCGCCUCCCUGCGGCCGACAAACUUGUGGCAGGCGCGUCGGACGCCUCAACGCUGGCGACCUCCGCUGCUGCUGCUGCUUCCGGCUCUACUACUACGACUACGACUACUACUGCUGCUGGUGGCGGUGGUGGUGGCAAAUCCGCCGAGCGCCAAGCAUCGCCCAACCGCGACGCCGACUUGGACACGGACGCGACCAUGGCGAUCGAAGUGCUGCAGCACAUUGGCGAACGCACGAGCUUCAUGCUGAGCGCCGUCGUGCGCUGGAUCCUGCCUGCCACGCCGGCCUUUGUCAUCGACAACUGGCACCCGUCCGCCAUGACAACCCAGCUGUACAUUUCCGUCGCGAUGACGGUCGUCAUGCUGUUCCUGGCAUUGCUUGGGUUUGAGGUAAUUUCCCGCUAUUGGCCCGCAGGUGCGACGCGAUCGGCGAACGGGGCUCCCAAGGCUACCGUCAUGUGCAAGAUUAUUCCAAAUCCCAUGCUGUUACUUCGCGGCGCAGAGUGCAAUCGUUAUCACAGGAAGGAGCGCGUGCAACCUCUCACGACUUACGACAUGUCCUUGACGGAUAAGGACCAGACGGUCAUGUUUUCAGUCGAGCCCAAUGUCUUGAAAGAUCCACUGAUUGAAGCAGCUCAACAGCACAUGACAAGUGCCUGGAAGGAUCAGAGCACUCCAGCCCGUAUUCAGUUUGCCAAAGAAGCAGUCGCUAUUGCUCCACACUGCUCCACGGCCUGGAUUCUUCUUGCGGAGGAAGACGCCCAAACCGUCGUCGAAGCUGAAGCCAUGCUCUUCAAGGCUGUCCAGCUUUCGGAGGGCUAUUUGCGGCGAUUGAGUCCACACUACUUUCAAGACCAUGGUGCCGAGUUUUGGAUUCGUCCCGAAACGAGGCCCUAUAUUUUUGCCAAGCGUCGCCUUGGCAUGUGUUCCAGAAAGCUUGGCAAGUACAAGGAGGCUGCAGCAAUCUUUCGAGAACUGCUCGUCAUGCAUCCAGCCGUCGCCCGCAGCCACCUCAACGUCCAGUCCAACUUGAUUGAGCUGCUGCUCCUCCUUGGCCAGUACGAUGAAGUCCAAAAGACGCUGGAGAAAUACGAAGUGGUCAUGGAAAAGUCGGCCCUCCUAUUCUACACCGCCGCGCUGCUGCGCGUGCAGGAAGUGGCGUCGAAAACCGAUUUGCUGAAUACCGAUUUGUCCGCACGCGGGCUGUCGGCCGACAUCAUGAUGGCCUUGGAUGCCAUUCACAAAGCCGUCGAGUUCAACCCACACAUCCCCCAGUAUCUAUUGCAAACAAAGCAACUCGUGCUCCCACCGGAACACUUUGUCCUUCGCGGAGAUAGCGAGGCCGUGUGCUAUGCAUUCGACCACUUGCCUCACUGGCAAAAGGUGAAGGGUGCUCUGCAAUUGCUGCAACUGACCUACGAACAAACACUCCGUCUCAUCCCUAAACCGCUCGAGAAGGGCAGCCGGUUUGAGCCCUAUCCCGAUGGCGUCUUCCUCACGGACGGAAAAAUCCUCCCGCUGCACCACGACGUGUCCGAGUAUCCCAUUCCGGAGAUUCCUUGGCUCCUGUUUCUCGGCGGAGUCGUGGUUGCCGUUAUCGUGGCCAUCCCAAUCGUCCUGCAUGCCACUCAAGCCCCGCUCUAUGUUGCCUUCGUUGAACGGCUGGUGGCGUGGUUUCACUGAUUUGACGACAGUCUCGACCCAGACGGCUCAGCAUUUUAUUAAACUAUUUUUGCCUU